CCCAUAUGUCAGUCAACUAAUCUUUGCUUCCUGGUUCUCCUGGCUGUCAGAGUUGUAUCACCGUUCUCCCGGCGUUAUCAUCAAUUGAACAUAGAAAAUCAGAACAGCAUCAAUGGCGUUCCGGAAGGCCUUGAAAGGGACAGCUAUCAUCGGGACCGGGGCGGCCGCUGCUCUUCUGGGCCUAUCAGAAUACAGAAAGACACAGAAUAAAUGGGCACGGCUGGCGUACGUAGCGGCGGAGGGGGAGUUAAAGCAGCCGUUUAAAGAUGAGCUCCCAACCAGACAGGCUCAGCUCUCCACCCUGCAAGACACUGAGGAGUUUGACGUCCUUGUCGUAGGGGGAGGGGCCACGGGCUCCGGAUGUGCCUUAGACGCUGUCACACGCAACCUCAAGACUGCCCUGGUGGAGAGGAAUGAUUUCUCAUCGGGGACCAGCAGCCGGAGCACCAAGCUCAUCCACGGGGGAGUACGAUACCUCCAAAAGGCCAUCAUGAAGUUAGAUUACGAACAGUACAUGAUGGUGAAAGAGGCUCUCCACGAGCGCUCCAACCUGCUAGACAUCGCCCCUCAUCUGUCUGCCCCACUACCCAUCAUGCUCCCUGUUUACAAAUGGUGGCAGCUGCCAUACUACUGGGCUGGUAUAAAGAUGUACGACCUGGUAGCUGGAGGCCAGUGUCUGAAGAGCAGUUAUGUCCUCAGUAAGAACAAGGCUCUGGAACUCUUCCCCAUGCUGAAGAAAGACAAGCUGGUGGGAGCCAUUGUCUACUAUGAUGGACAGCAUAACGACGCUCGUAUGAACCUGGCGAUCGCCCUGACAGCAGCCAGACAUGGUGCUGCCAUCGCUAACUACACAGAGGUGGUCCACCUGCUGAAGAAAACAGACGCAGGGACGGGCAAGGAGAAGGUCUGUGGGGCGCGCUGCAGGGACGUUAUCACAGGAAAUGAAUUUGACGUCAGAGCCAAGUGUGUCAUUAACGCCACGGGACCGUUCACGGACUCUCUGAGGAAGAUGGACGACGGGAAAAACACUAACAUCUGCCAGCCCAGUGCUGGGGUUCACAUAGUUAUCCCUGGUUAUUACAGUCCUGACAACAUGGGUCUCCUGGACCCGGCAACCAGCGACGGCCGUGUCAUCUUCUUCCUGCCCUGGGAGAAGAUGACGAUAGCCGGGACGACGGACACGCCUACUGACAUCACCGCCCACCCCAUCCCCAGGGAGGAAGACAUCAACUUCAUCCUGAACGAAGUCCGCAACUACCUCAGCCCUGAUGUAGAGGUGAGGAGAGGAGAUGUCCUGGCAGCGUGGAGUGGUAUCCGUCCUCUGGUCACUGACCCCAACUCUAAAGACACCCAGUCCAUCUGCAGGAACCACAUAGUCAACGUCAGCGACAGCGGCCUGGUCACCAUUGCAGGUGGGAAGUGGACAACGUACCGCUCCAUGGCAGAGGAGACCCUGGACGCCGCGGUUGCAGCCCACAGGCUGGGGGGCGGGCCCAGUAAGACAGUGGGCCUGGUGCUGGAGGGGGGCCAAGACUGGAGCCCCACCUUGUACAUCCGACUGGUGCAGGACUACGGCCUGGAGAAUGAGGUUGCCCAGCACCUGGCAGCAACGUACGGGGGGAAAGCAUUCGACGUGGCCAAGAUGGCGCGCGUCACUGGGAAGAGGUGGCCCAUCGUAGGGAAUAGACUGGUCUCUGAAUUCCCUUACAUUGAGAGUGAGGUGAGGUAUGCUGUUAAGGAAUAUGCCUGUACGGCCAUCGAUGUGAUCGCCAGGCGCACACGGCUGGGUUUCCUCAACGUGCAGGCUGCUGAUGAGGCUCUGCCACGCAUCGUAGACAUCAUGGGCAAGAUGCUGGACUGGAGCGACAAAAAGAGGACGGAGGAGCUGGAAGCUGCUAAGAAGUUCCUGUACCUUGAGAUGGGCUACAGGUCCCGCUCUGAGCAGCUGACCGGGACCACAGAGAUCACACUGGACACACAGGAAGUGGCAAAGUACACAAACCGGUUCCACAAGUUUGACAAAGACAGUAAAGGCUUCAUCACCACAGUGGACGUUCAGAGGGUCUUACAGAACAUCAGUGUCCAAAUUGAUGAGAACGCUCUUCAUGAAAUCCUCAACGAAGUGGACCUCAACAAGAAUGGACAGGUGGAGCUGAACGAGUUUUUACAGCUGAUGAGUGCUGUGAAGAAGGGCCAGGUGUCUGACAGCAGGUUGGCCAUCCUGAUGAAGACAGCUGAGGAGAGCCUGGAUCUGAGGGGACCUGUGACUGUGGACCGCAGUGGAGGAGGGGUGUGAGGGGAGCCCACCCGCACCACCACACAUUACCACCACACCGCACGACCACACAUUACCACCACACCACACCACCACACAUUACCACUACACCACACCACCACACUAACCAGAGCUGAGGUGCUAAGAAUGACAAUGAUGAUAUUGUAAACAACAAGAGUACAAACUAGAUUUGUAUCCUAAUUUAAUCUAAGUGAGUAUGUGUCAACCCUGAGUGUUUUAUUGUGAAGUUGAGGCUAGAUUGGGGCAGCAGGUAGCCUGGUGGUUAAAAGAGUUGGGCCAGUAACUGGAAGGUCAGUGUGUCCUUGAACAAGGCACUUAACCCUAAUGGCUCCUGUAAAUCGCUCUGGAUAAGAGAGUCCGCUAAAUAACUAAAAUAUAAAAUGUAGUUUGAUGUUAGACAUUUUUUAUAAUAAUUCUUUGCAUUGAUAUUUUCAUGGAGGGAAACAGGGACUAUCUGGCCAGUUUUCCAUCACACUGGAUUCUCACUACUACAAAGUCAAUGGGUUUGACAAUCAGUGCCUCUGACAUAAAGCUGUAACUCACAGUUCAUACGGUCUAUAAUCUUAUCAAUGCUUUGCCUUAUAUGGCUUUGUAAUAUAGUUUAUUGUUAUAUUAUUCCGUCUUAUUUUUGUUAUCGAUGUCUUAUGGGAUGUCCACAUCUCACUGGAGCUGUACUUUGGAUGUGGUUCUUAUGCCCUCUCUCCAAUACAAGAACCAGAAUCAGUUGUGCCUGAUUCCGCCUCGUUAGGGACAGCCGGCAUUACAGUACCAGCAGUUUAUUCACACUCAAGCUUAACGUUUCCACGUCUUCAUUUCUGACUUCAGCAUGUUACUUUACAUCACUGUUCCUCGCUGCAGUCACAUUGUAUAUUUAAGCAAUAAGGCCCGGGGGGGGUGGUAUAUGGCCAAUAUACCACGGAUAAGGGCUGUUCUUACGCACGACGCAACGAAGUGCCUGGACACAGCCCUUAGCCGUGGUAUAUUGGCCAUAUAUCACAAACCCCUGAGGUGCCUUACUGCUAUUAUAAACUGGUUACCAACUUAAUUAGAGCAGUAGAAAUAAAAGUUUUGUCAUACCCGUGAUAUACCACGGCUGUCAGCCAAUCAGCAUUCAGGGCUUGAACCACCCAGUUUAAAAUGGCCAAUAUACCACUGCUAGGGGCUGUUCGGCACGACGCGAAGUGGAGUGCCUGGAUACAGCCCUUAGCUGUGCUAUGUUGGCUAUAUACCUCUAACCCCUGAGGUGCCUUAUUGCUUUAUAAACUGGAUUUGUGUGUCAUAUCGUUGGUAUAUUGUCUGAUAUACACACAGCUGAAAUGCUGUUUUGGCUAAUCAGCACACAGGACCAAACUACCCGGUUUAUAAUGAGGCUUUUUUCCUGGCACACCGGUGACAACGACGUUUCUAUAUCUGCUGUCUGCUAGCUAGCAUACACUGGUCUGUCUGAUGCACCUUAAGUAACUGACUCCAUCUUUAUCCUUACUGUUUUUUAAAUCAUGGCAGAAUGAAUGCUUUUUUACUACUGUUAUUGCUACGUCAUUAUAUAUAUAUUUUAAUUAAAGAUAUUUAUUCAUUAUAAUGUUAUUCACUCCUUCCAUCAUUCAAAGAACCUAAGAUAAGAUAGCUAGAGGUAUGAGUGAUGAUGAGAUGUACAUCUAAUGCUGAGAGGAUUAACGGAACAAUCUGGAACUUUCAUUUCCAGUCAAAUGUGCUGCUGCUGCAUUUGUUUGUAAACUGGAGGUGACCACCUUUACCUUUGCAAAAGGUUACAAACUGUGCCUUUUUCAGUGUUGUAUGGAAAUGUCUCUUCACUGUCUGUAUCUGUCUGCAGUGCACCUGAGCUUGUACAGUAUUUGUACUAAGUUAAUACUUGCAGUUCUGCUGAUUUAUUUGUGGUUUUAUAGAGGGAAGCAGUUGAAGGGGAAUGUAUGAUCUGUGCCUUGCUUUCAAACACGGUACGAUGUCAUAUGAAUUGAACCUAUUCCAACUCAUUCCUCUAUAUUUUACAUAUUUGAACUGUAUUAAUGUUGCAGUUAUUAAAAAGCAUGUAAAGAUACAUAUUCUAAAACGUAUUUUUAAAGAAAAUUAGUAUUUUCCGUAUGGAUAAAAGGAACAUCAAAUUUUUUGAUAGUUCUGACUGGUUCUUAAUAUUGGUCUUGUUAGCAUGUUUGUAAUACAAUUUGCGUGUGCUUGUUUUGUCUAAAAAGGCUGAGAGAAUCAUUCUAGAGGCUUCCGCUGUGUACUCUUACUGUAACUGAAUCCAACCAUGUGUAUCAGUUUUUUGACACAUGGGAGUUUUCAGUACAAUGCCUUGACAGCCAGGGCCAACUUUGUCUAUGUUUGCUUGUGUCUGCUUGGAUGAAAGUCCAGCCUCAUCCAGAUUGAAAGAGAUUCAUAGUCCUCUUUUUUCAAUAAACACUGUGUCGAUCUCAAAAGCUUUUCCAAGACACUGCAAUUAUGUAAUUAAAUGUAUCUGGUUGCUAACAACAA
Molecule: messenger RNA, 4786 nt
Organism: Oncorhynchus kisutch (coho salmon)
Lineage: Eukaryota; Metazoa; Chordata; Actinopteri; Salmoniformes; Salmonidae
Product: glycerol-3-phosphate dehydrogenase, mitochondrial
Exons: 18
Coding region: 113-2296 (727 amino acids)
Biological process (GO): glycerol-3-phosphate metabolic process
Cellular component (GO): mitochondrion
Molecular function (GO): glycerol-3-phosphate dehydrogenase (quinone) activity; calcium ion binding
Source: RefSeq, a predicted model, not a curated record